AUGUGUGUUGCAAAAUUUAUGCAACUAACUGUAUAUAAAGAUAAAUCAUAUAUAACAACACUUAAGUGGCAUGGUGAUACACUACCAGAUAAAAAUGAAUUUCCACCAUUUUUGACAAAUUUAUAUUGCACUCUUAUAAUAUGUUACCAAUUGAUAAAUUCUUGGUUUAAAUAUGAAUUAGAAAAUUAUGAAGAGGAACCAAUUUUCUCCACCCCAACAACGGGUGGAUCUUAA
This is a messenger RNA of Dictyostelium purpureum, 234 nucleotides long. RefSeq lists its product as uncharacterized. Lineage: Eukaryota; Evosea; Eumycetozoa; Dictyosteliales; Dictyosteliaceae. The transcript has a single exon. Bases 1 to 234 code for a protein of 77 amino acids. The record is from RefSeq and is a predicted model, not a curated record.